Messenger RNA from Owenia fusiformis, 350 nucleotides. Lineage: Eukaryota; Metazoa; Annelida; Polychaeta; Sabellida; Oweniidae. The record is from the annotation of a GenBank genome assembly.
AUGCAUAUAAUUUGUGAGUUUCUUAUAAUUGACCUUUGGUACUAUUCGUGUCUAACCUUACUCAAUAUAAUGCUAAUGGUGGAAAAGACGAAUAGUGGUGUGGGCCAUUGCAAUCUUGUGAUCAUCACAUGCAUCAAUAACUGCCUGAUCAUUGGUCGAUCCAGCUGGCGAAGCGAUAAACUCAACGCCACUCUGUUGGGCCCUAUCAAUGUUGUCACGGAAUGGGAAGAAGGCAUCGGAGCUCAGCGCAACGCCUUUCAGUUGGGACAACCAUUCAGAUCUCUCAGUCUCUGUAAGUUUGGAAGGAGGGUUUUCAAGCAUGCUUUCCCAGGUGGCAGUAUCCAUAUCCU